CACACACACACUGUACAUUAGCUGAUUCCAGGGAGAUUCAUUCCGUCAAUCCUUACAUGAUCCCCAGUGACAUAGAGAGCCUCCAAAACCCGUCACCUGGCAUGCACCAGAUCCUCUUCUCUGUUGAAAUGAGCCGCGCUUUCAUUCAAGAAUGUUGCUCCACUCUUAGAGAUUGUGAUGCGUCCACGGCUGACGCCAUAUCUCACAUGAUUUGUUACUGUUGCUAUUGCAACCAGUCCUUCUCUGCUUGCAUCAUAGAGGAAUUACAAAAUAACAUUUCUACAGUGCCUCCUAAUGAGCUCAAAUCCUAUUUCAAGGCUCUAACUGAAGUUCUGCUAAUUGAAGACUCCUUACAAAGUAAAAGGAUUCAGUUUACACUAGCUGGCGGCAAAUACAAACCUGAACUGUCAAUAUUUAAGACAAUUCAAACUAGCUCAGAAUCUAAGAGAAUUUACCAGGGGAUAAAGUUCAUCGUAGGAUUAGCAAACAGGUGUUUCAAGGCCAGAGAUUUUAUUCUUGCUCAAGGAGAGCAAUUACAGACGGCAGUCUCGUGGUUGCGGAGGAAAAUUAAUGAUCACUCUUGGUCUCAUGCGUCUGCUUUCUCAUUCUCUAAUGAAUCCUCGACUAGCAAAAUAUUCCAAAGGACAAUUAGUGCUCAGGACACACUGGAUGAAGCUAAUGCUCUCCUCAAUGAGUUAGAAGCCAGAGACUCAAGAGCACCUAAUCCUUCACUUACAACAACCUCAACUACCUCAUCCUCCUCUUCCUUUAAAUCCUCCAGAGAGAGUGGCAAUACACCAGGAGGCAAUAUUGAAGGAUAAUGAUGACCCACUCCUCGUAUAGCAUUUAACUACAUUUACUAGUUAAU
Amphimedon queenslandica is the source of this 868-nucleotide messenger RNA. Its product is annotated as ubiquitin carboxyl-terminal hydrolase 24-like. Lineage: Eukaryota; Metazoa; Porifera; Demospongiae; Haplosclerida; Niphatidae. The transcript has 8 exons. The record is from RefSeq and is a predicted model, not a curated record. The coding region runs from base 57 to 821 and encodes 254 amino acids.